Messenger RNA from Dracunculus medinensis (Guinea worm), 576 nucleotides. Lineage: Eukaryota; Metazoa; Nematoda; Chromadorea; Rhabditida; Dracunculidae. The record is from the annotation of a GenBank genome assembly.
AUGGAACAGUCUUCAUCCGUGCGUUUGCCGACAACGACAAUAGCAAAUGCUAAUGGAGUUGAAUAUAGUUUAUAUCAUGAGAAACAGUCUAUGCAAUUAUGCCUUUUACAUACAUUGAAUUGCCUUUUCCAGCGGAAAGAAUUCACGAAAUCAGAUUUGGAUUGCAUAGCGGAAAAUUUAUAUUCGAGUUCAACAAACUGGUUUAAUCCUCAUCGAUCGCCAUUCGGUUUUGGUAAUUAUGAUGUAAAUGUUUUAAUUGCAGCACUUGAGACGAGAGAUUUUAAAGUGAGAUGGUUCGACGCACGUCAGUCGUCUUCGAUAAUAAAUACUACGAAAGUUUUUGGUUAUAUUUUUAAUGUACCAUCACGCAAUGCAUAUAUUCCGUUUUUGAAUUCACGUCAUUGGUUUACGGUUCGUCAAAUCGCCGAUAUCGGCUUUUUUAAUUUCGAUUCGAAAUUAAACGAACCGGAAUUUAUAGAAGAUUUUGUGGAAUUCGCUGAUCGUCUUUUGCGCGAAGGUAAUCAGCUUAUGCUUGUCGUCCAAGUUGAAAAUAUUCAUGAUAUUUUUCUUGCCUGA